AUGUAUUAUCAUCAAGAUCAUUCAACUUUAUUUGAAUUUAUUCAUGAUUUUUAUCAUACAUAUGAAUAUAAUCCAACUAAUUUUACUUGUUCUACUCAUUUGCAAUGUGAUUGUGGUCCUUUUUCAGCAUGUUUAGAUUGGAAUGAAGUAUGUGAUGGAGUGGUGGAUUGUCUUGACGGUCAUUUUGACGAAGAACAUUGUUGGCUACUUGAAAUUAAUCAAUGUAAUGAUGAUGAAUAUCGAUGUAUUAAUGGACAAUGUAUACCACAACUAGAUAUGUCCUAUUGUGUUAAUUCGUCUAAAUGUAUCUCACCAAAUUGUCUCAUGGACGUGAAAUUUGAUUGCCUUGGAAUGGAUGAUGAAGAUAUGAUGCACGUCAAUGACGCUAAUUUGGCAAAAUCUUUUAAAAAUUAUUUCAAAUGUGAAAUAUUAAACGAAUACAUUCAUCCAUCCCUCGUUAAAGAUGAACGUUGCGAUGAUAUUUGGUAUUGUUCCGAUGACCGAGAUGAAAUUGGUUGUUAUUUAUCUGUAACAUUAAAUUGUUCUUCAGAUGAUCACAUAUGUGUUUCACCUCAUACAAAUCAAUACAUGUGUUUAUCCGUUACGAAAGAAAAUGACGGCAUAAUUGAUUGUCUUGGUGGUAUUGAUGAACUUAAAUGUUAUUUUCCGUAUGACAGUACAGUUUUCAAACGAUUUUACUGCGAGAAUAACUUUCUAUACCUAUGCAUUCCUGGAGAUAAACUGUGCGAUAAAGCUGAAAAUUGUAAAUAUGGAGAUUAUGAACAAUUUUGUAUGAAAAUCUUGUUAGCGCAGCCCCUUUGGGGCUGA
This is a messenger RNA of Rotaria sp. Silwood2, 828 nucleotides long. NCBI's taxonomy places the organism in Eukaryota, Metazoa, Rotifera, Eurotatoria, Philodinida, Philodinidae. The record is from the annotation of a GenBank genome assembly.